This is a messenger RNA of Rhinocladiella mackenziei CBS 650.93, 438 nucleotides long. RefSeq lists its product as uncharacterized. The transcript has a single exon. The record is from RefSeq and is a predicted model, not a curated record. Gene Ontology annotation, biological process: regulation of transcription by RNA polymerase II. Gene Ontology annotation, cellular component: core mediator complex; mediator complex. NCBI's taxonomy places the organism in Eukaryota, Fungi, Ascomycota, Eurotiomycetes, Chaetothyriales, Herpotrichiellaceae. The coding region runs from base 1 to 438 and encodes 145 amino acids. Gene Ontology annotation, molecular function: transcription coregulator activity.
AUGGAUGCCACAAAACCUCCAAUCCCACUUUCAUAUCGGUUCACCCUUGAGCUCGAGUUCGUUUUAUGCCUGUCGAAUCCUCAAUAUCUUCAAUAUCUGGCGAUGAACUACCCUCAUCUUCUCAACAAACCCACAGCUUCUCACGGUUCCGCCGAUAUUGAAGACGGUGAUGCCGCUCGCUUUGCCCGGUACCUCAAAUAUCUCUACGAAUAUUGGCGAACACCAGCUUAUGUCAAAUAUCUUACCCAUCCCGGCGCGACGCUACGGAAUCUAGAACUACUUCAACAAGAACCAUUCCGGAGAGAUCUUAUCAGACCAGACGUGAUUGGGCAGCUGUUUGAAACCGAUACUGCGCAACAACCUCAGACUGAUGGUGUAGAAAGAAAUCCACCAUUUCGGCAAGGCCCUGCAGAUGACUCUAGUCACGGUAGCGGCUGA